Messenger RNA from Penicillium coprophilum, 846 nucleotides. Its product is annotated as p24 family protein. The record is from RefSeq and is a predicted model, not a curated record. Gene Ontology annotation, cellular component: endoplasmic reticulum; endoplasmic reticulum-Golgi intermediate compartment; COPII-coated ER to Golgi transport vesicle. NCBI's taxonomy places the organism in Eukaryota, Fungi, Ascomycota, Eurotiomycetes, Eurotiales, Aspergillaceae. Gene Ontology annotation, biological process: intracellular protein transport; Golgi organization; endoplasmic reticulum to Golgi vesicle-mediated transport. The coding region runs from base 1 to 846 and encodes 281 amino acids. The transcript is spliced from 2 exons.
AUGGUCCCUGAUGUUGACACCUUCACGGAGAGGACUUGGUCAAGCGACUAUCCAAUUGCUCAUUCCCUCAUCAUGGUUUUCUCUGGGACAUCCUCGUCAUGGCUGGCGUCAGCAUUGGCUUUGAUUUCUUUUUUUUCUCUCCUCAUCCCAACUAAUGCACUCUACUUCUAUAUGGAGGGCCGGCAAACAAAGUGCUUCUUCGAGGACCUUCCUAAGGAUACCCUAGUGGCCGGCCGCUACGAGACGGAAAUCAUCAACGCCCAGAGUGGCACCUACGCGAUUGACCAUAGCAUGAAGGUGCACAUCACCGUCGAGGAGACCUUCGACAAUGACCACCGCGUUGUUUCCAAACGGGACAGCCACUCUGGUCGCUUCCACUUCUCCGCCGCAGACGCUGGCCAGCACAGAAUCUGCUUCACACCUGAGACAGAUGCCACAUCCGGCUGGCUGUCUAACUCCCUGGGCGCCGUCAAGCUCUCCGUUGACAUUGCCAUUGGUGAGACCAGCAAGAUUGAGACUGAGGACAAGGAUAAGAUGAAGGAUAUUGUGCAGCGAGUCAAGGACUUAAACAGCCGGUUGCACGAUAUCCGUCGUGAGCAGGUGUAUCAGCGGGUAGAUUACCCCAUAUCCAAUCUAUGGCUAGAGCCUCUGCAGACGAGUGAAGCGAACAUACUAAUGUUUCUUUUUUCUUGCCAGGAACGUGAAUCUGAAUUCCGUGACCAAUCCGAGACUACCAACUCGCGUGUCGUGCGCUGGACUCUUAUCCAGCUUGCCGUUUUGUCCGCUGCAUGCGCGUGGCAGCUCUCCCACCUGCGGUCAUUCUUCAUCAAGCAGAAGUUGACUUAG